GCCUUCCCCACUGUCACAGGGUGGAAGCCCCCAGUGGGGUCAGCGGUGUGCCGCAGGGCUGACACAGUCACGGUUUGCUUUGAUGACCCAACAACGUCACAUCUGCCCCACUUUCUUCUCUGAUCUCAGAACCUGGUUCUGUGUUGCAGGUCAGGAGAGCAAGCUGGUUGCUGUCAUCCCCUGCACUGACCAGAGGCUGAGGCCCAGACACACGAAGCUGUAUGUUGCCUUGUCUGUCGGGCUGUGCCUCCUGGUCAGCGUCCUGGUGUUGUUCUUCCUGUUUCCACGCUCCGUGAUUCUGUCUCCAGUAGCCGUCAGUUCCUCCUCUGUUUACUUCACUCACGACGGCGUGCAGAUUAACAUCACGAACGUGCUGAACAUCACUAAUAACAACUUUGCAGCGGUGCAGGCCUACAACCUGACGGUGCAGGCGCUCAACUUUGGCACGGUGCUGGGAACGGUGUCCAUUAAGAACGUCGCGUCUGUCAAACCUCUGUCCGUGAAGACGUACUCCUUCAUGAUACCCAUCCAGCUGACAGACCCUGGUUUGAGCAACUACUGUAAGAAAGAGUCGCUGCCUGUCCAUAUUCUAUAUGUGAACCUACAGUAAGUAUGACAUCCUCCU
Messenger RNA from Neolamprologus brichardi, 625 nucleotides. The record is from RefSeq and is a predicted model, not a curated record. NCBI's taxonomy places the organism in Eukaryota, Metazoa, Chordata, Actinopteri, Cichliformes, Cichlidae.